This is a messenger RNA of Stegodyphus dumicola, 1079 nucleotides long. RefSeq names its product transmembrane protein 94-like protein l(2)k05819. Gene Ontology annotation, molecular function: nucleotide binding. The record is from RefSeq and is a predicted model, not a curated record. NCBI's taxonomy places the organism in Eukaryota, Metazoa, Arthropoda, Arachnida, Araneae, Eresidae.
GAGAAAAUACUCAAACUCUUUUCUGACGGCUUUUCAAACGCACAUUUCAAUUAUUCUACUUAUUUAUGCAUGUUAAAAAAACAUUCUUUUAUAUGGAAAUGAAAUCCGAAAUGUAGACAUUAUUUCAAUGUAACCAUUCAGUACCUUAUAACCCUCUCACGUCUUCACAUAAGAAAUCAGAAAACACACUCAAAACUUCAAACAAGCUGACGUUUAACCUCACUUCACAUAGUAAGGGAAGCGUUUUCUUGCCCUCACGAGGCGUGGCUUAUUUGCUUCCCCCGGCUUCACUCUCCUCGUAUUGCGACAGCAGAGACGCCAUCUCCAUGUAUCCUAACCUCCUUGGUUAUCAAGUUAUUACUCUACCGCUCCAAAUGAAGUGGCUUUACCGCAAUUUUUUUUUGCAUUUAAUUCGCACAAUUUUGGAAUACUUUAUAUAUGACAAUAAUUAUUAAAGCAAUAAGAUUAUUCUUUUUAAAACUUAAGAUAUGUCGUCAAGGGAUAAUAUUCAAACUGAUUCUGUGGGCUUGUCUAGUCAAGAUGCAAUAAACAAAUUAAAAUCUGCAAUAAAAGAAGAGUUAGAAAAAGAUCAGUAUACAAAUACAUCUACUGGCAUUCCUCUGUGGAUAAAAGAUGCAUUCCAUCAUAAAAGUCAUCAUUCUACGUUUGCUUGGACAAGUGCUGUUAUAAUGCUUGUUGAAAUUUUCUUACUGAUAGUUUACCAAGUGUAUGUGGAUCAAGACUAUAGGGUAAAAUCAAUUGCUGCUGAAAUAUUUUUCCUUGUGCUGUUCCUGCUUGCAAACAUUUUUAUAGUGGCCUGUGAUAAUAUGCUUAGGCAUACAGAAAUGCUAUCACGAGUUAAAUCAAUCGUGAAAUUACUUGAAGAAAACCAGUACCAUUUAAGAGAUAAAAAUCAAUAUUUGAAUCUGCAUACCCCUCAGUCACCCUGUAUUUCAGUACAGUGGACAUACCGUGAUGGCCAUCUUCUAAACCUCCCUUGUUCUUUAUUGGUUGAAGGUGAUGUUAUCCUAAUGAGGCCUGGACAUGCAGCUCCAGGACAAUGCAUUUCUCUCAACAAG